AUGCUCUCCCACACAGGACUAAAGUGUGGGAUUCAAGCAGCUGAUCUAAAAAGUAUGGAAACUGCCUUGGAAUCUGAGUUGUUCUCUGGAGUUACUAGUUAGAGAAAUCCAACAGCUGGUGGACAUCCAUGGCAGGUCUCCUUGAAAGUAGAUGAGCACCAUUUCUGUGGAGGAAGCUUGAUUCAAGAUGACCUAAUAGUUAUAGCAGCACACUGCCUUGCUAGCCUUGAAGACAAAUUAAGAGUGGUUAUGAUUGCUGGAGAGUAUAACUUCUUUCAGAAGGAUAAGCAAGAACAGAAUAUUCCUGUAUCAAUUAUUAUCUAUCCUGACUACAACAAACUUGGAUAUAUGAAUUAUGAUAUUGCACUGCAGGAUCUAAAACACAAAGUCAAGUUUGAUAAUGCUGUCCAGCCUAUCUGUCUUCCCCAUGGAAAUGAUACGUUUGAAAAAGGGAUUCUUUGAAUGACCAGUGGAUGGGGCAAGAUUUUAAAGACAUUGGAAUAUUCAAAUGCCCUGCAAGAAUGACUUUCUAUCAUGGAUGACAGAAUGUGUAGUACUCUGCUCAAGGGUAUGAACCUUCCUCCCUUGGGAAGGACCUAUUGAGGUCCACUUGUUUGUAGACAUGGAAUCUGGAUUCUUGCUGAGAUAACUUCUUGGGAAACAACUUCUUGUGCUAGAGACGGGGCUCCUUUAAAAAAUAACCACAGGACAUCAGUUGGCAUUUUCCCCAAGGUGUCUGAGUUGAUGGGUUUUAUCACUCAGAACAUGAUUACAAAUGGGUGUAAUUUCUGUGAAUUUUCCUUUAUUUAUUGCAACUCAAAAAUUUUUUUGUACUUAAUUAUUUCAAGAGUACUUUCUGAAGUAAAAAAUCAACUUUUUCCCUAUGUUUUGGAAGAUUGCAGACCUCAGGGAAUAGUGUUAGUUGGAGGAACAGUGAGGAUCCACUACCCCCAUUUGAAACAGGGCAACUAUGAUCAUAAUUGCUUAUGUAUUUGGAAAAUAAUGGUACCAGAUAAAGUUAUCCUGUUAAGAUUUAUAAGCUUAGACAUAGAAAAUCAAGUUGGAUGUGACCAUGACUAUGUAUCUUUGCUUAUUAAAUCUGCUCCUUCAUUAGAUGGUGGCCUGGCAAGUAGUUUGCAGCAGAUUCAAAUGCCUGGUAGAGAGAUCUGCAAACACACUUAUUAUUCUGCUCACCCAGGAGGGAUUGCAGAGAAGACAAUCUAUGCUAGCUUUGCAGCCACUGGAGGAGAGGAUUGCUGUCAGGGAGACUCUGGUGGGCCACUAGUGAGUAGACAUGAAAAUCGUCUCUUUGUCCUCCAUGGCAUCAUCAGUUGAGCUGGCUGUGCCCGGCCAAGAAAGCGUGAAUUUGCCAGGGUGAGUAUCUUCUUGGGCUGUAUCCAACCCAAAAUUAAAGAUACAAGCUUCGUUUCACUUCGAAUAAAUAAUGAAAGCAAAAGCUUAACAAGGAAACAAUUGCCGCCACUCAUAUCUUCAGCGGACCGGGCCAGGUCUGAAGGUGCCCUUGAACUUAAAGUGGAGCUAGAAGAGCCAGAGGCUUUCUUUCAACUCCAAGACCAUCCACUGGAUUGUAAAGGAAGACUGGAAUGUUCGUAGGUGCUAGUUUCACCAAGCAGUACCUCAGCAUUUAUAGAUGAGUACUUGUCACUCCCUGAGACUCAUGGAGAUUCAGUCCAGACUAUUUAUGAAGAAAGCCACAGGGAGAGAAGGAUGUCAGGUAACCUUUACUGGAAUUUGAACUUUGGGCUGAGGGGUCUUUUCUCUAGAAGCAGCGUGAAGUUAUGUGCAAGAAGGCUUUACCCAAAUAUUUUUAUGAGCCCUGGACUAUUGGUGAGGAUGACAUUUUGUUCCCUUGUACAAGGUGAUUUUGGCAUGAGUCAUAUUAUCUUUAGAGUCCAAGGUCCAAAAGUCAGUAAAGUAACCAGACAUUGUCAGAAUUCAACAGAGCAUGUGGCCACUUGUAAUGAUGUUAUUCUGACCAAACCAGCAGGAAUCAUACAGAUUCCAAGAUAUUUUGACAGAACCACUAUGAGUUGACACUGGAGGUUAUUAGCUCCUUAAAAUCACAUAAUUCACCUAGAUAUUACUAACUUCCAGAUGAAGCCAGCAUGGUUGCCUGUCAGGGUCCCCUAUUUCAUGAGAGGAAAAGUUAAAUUUAAUGAUAAAGGAUGUCCAGUAUUGGAUUUGAUUCCCGUUGGUUCUGUUAUAAUCACAUCUCCCAAUUAUCCUAAUAUUUAUCCAAGCAUGCUGAACUGCACUUGGACUUUGUAUUCCAUAUCAGAAAAUAAAAUUAAGGCAGUGAUUAAAGAUGAAAACAGAAGAAUCUUGGAACUGUGA
This is a messenger RNA of Pipistrellus kuhlii (Kuhl's pipistrelle), 2355 nucleotides long. It is a transcript of the gene OVCH1, whose product is annotated as ovochymase 1. Lineage: Eukaryota; Metazoa; Chordata; Mammalia; Chiroptera; Vespertilionidae. Gene Ontology annotation, biological process: proteolysis. Gene Ontology annotation, molecular function: serine-type endopeptidase activity. The record is from RefSeq and is a predicted model, not a curated record.